Molecule: messenger RNA, 1758 nt
Organism: Setaria italica (foxtail millet)
Lineage: Eukaryota; Viridiplantae; Streptophyta; Magnoliopsida; Poales; Poaceae
Product: obtusifoliol 14-alpha demethylase
Exons: 2
Coding region: 99-1601 (500 amino acids)
Molecular function (GO): monooxygenase activity; iron ion binding; heme binding
Source: RefSeq, a predicted model, not a curated record
CACCGUCACAGUUCCCUCCAUGGCUCCCAUUAUGUUCUCCGCACACAGUUAGCAUCCCUUGCACUUUGUUCUACUGUUAGCAUCCCUUUGCACUGGAAAUGCCAAUUGACACGAACCAGGAAAAGAUGAAUAUCAUGGAUAACCAGCAGGGGCUCGUCGUCGCCGGCGCCACGCUGCUGGUCGCCACCAUCGCCUUCAUCAAGAUCCUCCUGAGGUCUGGCUCCUCCGCCGGCAAGCGGCUGCCGCCGACUAUCCGAACUUCGCCGGUGGUCGGCGGGUUGAUCCGGUUCAUGCGCGGCCCCAUCCCAAUGAUCAGGGAGGAGUACACGCGCCUUGGCAGCGUGUUCACUGCCAGCAUCCUCGGCCGCAAGAUCACCUUCCUCGUCGGCCCCGAGGUGUCCGAGCACUUCUUCAAUGGCUACGAGUCCGAGCUGAGCCAGCGGGAGGUGUACCGGUUGACCGUGCCCAUCUUCGGCCCGGGGGUUGUGUAUGAUGUGGAUUACCCCGUGAGAAUGGAGCAGGUCCAGAUGUUCAACAGCGUGCUGCAUGGUAACAAGCUCCGCGGCUUCGUCGGCCAAAUGGUUUUAGAGGUUGAGGAGUACUUCUCAAAGUGGGGAGAGAGUGGCACAGUUGAUUUGAAGUCCGAGCUGGAGCAGCUCAUCAUACUGACUGCCAGCCGAUGCUUGCUGGGGAGGGAGGUGCGAGAGAAUCUCUUCGACGAUGUUGCUCCUCUUUUCCAUGAUCUUUGCACUGGAAUGCAGCCAAUCAGCUUCAUCUUCCCCUACCUCCCGAUCCCUGCGCAUCGGCGCCGUGACCGGGCACGCGCGCGUUUGGGGGAGAUCUUCUCCACCAUCAUCAAGUCCCGCAAGGCCUCUGGACGGUCCGAGGAGGAAGACAUGCUGCAGUUCCUAAUCGAUUCCAAGUACAAGGAUGGACGGAACACCACAGAAGAGGAGAUCACAGGGCUACUUAUCACUACAGUCUUUGGUGGAUUCCAGACCAGCUCUAUCGCCUCGACCUGGACCGGAGCCUACCUUCUUCAGUUGAAGCAGUUCUUCGCAACGGCUGUAGAGGAGCAGAUUCAGGUCAUGAAGCGGCAUGGAGACAGAACCGAUUACGACGUCGUGUCGGAGAUGCAUUUCCUGUACCGGUGCAUCAAGGAGGCUCUCCGGCUUCAGCCGCCGAUACCCAUGCUGCUCCGCCAGUCGCACUGCGACUUCACGGUGACCACCAAGGAGGGGAAGGAGUUCGACAUCCCCAAGGGCCACAUGGUCGCAUCACCUCUAGCAUUUGCCAACAGGCUCCCUCACAUCUACAGCAACCCUGACUCGUAUGACCCUGACCGGUUUGCGCCGGGAAGGGAGGAGGACAAGGCUGCAGGCGCCUUCUCGUACACGUCCUUCGGUGGCGGCAGGCACGGCUGCCAUGGUGAGGCCUUCGCCUUCCUGGAGAUCAAGACAAUUUGGAUGCACCUGUUGAGGAACUUUGAGCUGGAGCUGGUCUCGCCGUUCCCGGAGAAGGACGAGAGCACUGCGAUCGUUGGCAUCCAAGGUGCGGUGAUCGUCAAGUACAAGCGGCGCAAACUCGUCAUCAGUAGCUAAGACCAUACCUGCCCCCUGCAAAGUUUGCUAUUCUCAAUCUGUCGUCAGCCUCUGUGCAUCGUGUCUGUCUUGUUAAGACCCUUUAAUCUGUGUUCAUCGUUCUGUUCGAUGGCGUGAAACUGAAAGCCAAACAGAUGGUCAAUUGCAAUGCAAUGAA